Messenger RNA from Notodromas monacha, 1893 nucleotides. The record is from the annotation of a GenBank genome assembly. Lineage: Eukaryota; Metazoa; Arthropoda; Ostracoda; Podocopida; Cyprididae.
AUGUUUGCUUUCCUCGUGUAUUUUGCUGUGAUACUUGAUUCAAAAAGUUUGAUUGUUGUAAGAAGCGCUGCUGAUCAAGGGGUUUUUUUCUGCUGCUUCUUCUUGUGCGGUUCGAUGGAUGGAAGAACUAUGACGAAUGCAACGCCGCAUGGAACGCUCUUAUUCCGUAUGGGAGAGGAUGUGGACGAUUCAGAAUUGAUUCAGGAAUACGAGCGCCAGGAAAGUCUGUUGAACUUGGCUUUGGAACGUGUCGGUGGGGAUAACGUACCUCAUGAUAAGCCGUUGACGAAACGAAAAUGGAAAGAAAACGACUGGUGCCGAGCCCCUUAUCCGGGCGAUGGAAAAUAUUACGAAGGAAGGAUUGUUGCUGUAGAUGAAGCGCGUGCUAAAGCAACUGUGAGAUUCGAGGGUUAUGACACGAAUUCGAACAUCCGCGUCCCUCUACGUCUCCUGCAUCUAUCCUAUGGGAAAAGACUGAGGGAUUGCCAACGAAAUGCCGCGUCGGAGCGAAGACGUUUCAGAUACGAAGAUCCCUUUCGUCGGAUCCCCUGUCCCGCGGAAACCAGUGACGAUGAUUCCAAGUUGGACGGAUCCGACGAUGUUGGCGUGAAUCAGCUGUUUUCUGCGUCUAGCGUCGAGGAUGCGAAAAGCAAAGCCAAAGACGCCUUGCAGAUGUCCGCGUAUAUGUUUGGUUUCCAUGCUGGUCUCUACGAGGCGUUGGGAGGUGCUGUUGAAGAAAUCAAGCUCCCAUUUUGCCCGAGUAAAAUGGAAGAAGAAAUACUGGAAAUAAUGAGCGGAUUCCCUUCGCUUGCGGUCGAGAAGCGAGAAAGUAAAAGUGGAAUUUUUUACAUGAUUGGGGGAACUCUCAUUCUAGAUGACGAAACGGUUACUCGAAUAGAAUUGGCGUAUGAAAAGAAUUCGAAGGAGUUGCGUCUAAAUAACUUGGAAUUACUGAAUCAGCAUCGGAUCAACAUGGUGUUAAUCGAGGAUAUUCUGGAGGAUUUCAAGAAGUCGCCUUGUCUGAACUCUUUUCUUCUGACUUUGUGGUCAGUUUUGUCGGACGCUAUGAAAUCAGACCAUAAACAAUUGAAUGGAAGCGUGAGGUCGUACGUCCUGUCGAGUCUGGUCGCUGCUGAUUUUCAAGAUAUUGUUGAACUCGCCGAUGAUUGUUUGGGAUACCGAUUUCAACUCACUGAUUCUGCCGCUCGUAAGCAUGAGGUCGGAGUGAGGUUUCCCCCGAAUUUCCCAGAGGGAUUACCGAAGAUUCAAAUUGAAUGUCCGGAAGAACUGGAGCUGACGAUAGAUAUGAUGGAACAUUUUUCUAUGAAAAAUAUCGAGGAAGCUGUGAGAGAGCAUUUGGAAAAGUUCGUUGAUUUUUGGAACGUCAUGGACGACAUUGACGACAAGACUUGGGUCCUUGAUCCUUCGAAACCGCGUAGGAGUGACGUGGAACGCGUCAUUUAUCUUGGUCAGCAUGUAUCAAUGAAAUUUUCGGUUGACCCGCGGAAUCCCUACGAAAAACCUGAAAUCGAAUUUCUGGGUCCUGUGGAUCUCGUUGAGCCCCUAAAAUGCGCCGUCCAAGCCUGCUGGGAUGAAGAAUGCGAGGACUUCGUGUCGAAUUUGAAAGCGUUACUGGAGAUCGAUUUUCCGCAGAAGAUUGGCGCUCAAUCGGAGGAAUUUUCGUUGUCCUGUGCCUUGUGCUUGUCUUACGAAUUGGACGGCAAGAUUCCGAAUGUGAUUUGCAAAUGUUCGACUGCCUACCAUGCAUUUUGCUUACACGAGUGGAUUCUCACGAUGGAAAAUGUGAUCAGGACUGACUGGGCUUUGCUGGGACCCUGUAGUGUUUGUUCAGAGGUGAUCAAAUGUCCUCUUGUAGCCGAUGAUCCGACUUAG